Pangasianodon hypophthalmus (striped catfish) is the source of this 2194-nucleotide messenger RNA. RefSeq names its product Rho guanine nucleotide exchange factor (GEF) 39 (gene arhgef39). The coding region runs from base 186 to 1469 and encodes 427 amino acids. Gene Ontology annotation, cellular component: plasma membrane. Gene Ontology annotation, molecular function: guanyl-nucleotide exchange factor activity. The record is from RefSeq and is a predicted model, not a curated record. Lineage: Eukaryota; Metazoa; Chordata; Actinopteri; Siluriformes; Pangasiidae. Gene Ontology annotation, biological process: positive regulation of cell migration. The transcript is spliced from 12 exons.
CGCUCCUCGUGACGUCAAGACGUCGUCACCCGGGAGCCAAUAGAAAUCGACGCAAACCCGGAAAUGCCUAGACUAGAAAAAAAGACCGCCUGGAUUCAAUUUGAAAAGGAUACACAUUGUCAGAAUAUUUCAGAAUAAAGGAACCCCCUCCCUGCUCUGGAGACAGCACCCCCAGCUGGACAGUCAUGAGUUUUUCUCCGAGCCCGUGCGUUCCUGCAGGCGUGCGCAGCAUUCAAGAGCAGCGGGAACGUUGGGACAGGAAGAGGAAGCGGACAGGACGAGAACUGGUCCAGAGCGAACAGAGAUACUGCGAAAAGCUGGAGCUUAUCACCACAUACUUUGUGGAGAUUCUGAAGGCCAAAGGAACCCUGAGGCAGGACAUUAGAGAGAGCAUCUUCAGUUCAAUUAAAUCAAUUCAUUUAGUAAACCAGACGCUGCUUGGCCAUCUGGAGGACGGCAGGUUUGGUGUCGGAUUUGACCAGUUCUGCCCUCAUCUGCAUUUCUACACUACCUACGUCGACAACUUCCAAACAGCAAAGAAGAGCCUUGCAGUGCACCUGAAGAAAAACAAAGCGUUCAGAAGAUUUAAGAAGCUUCAGGAGGCCAGACCUGAGUUCCACAAGCUGAAACUUGAAGACCUGCUUCCUCUUCCACUAGAGCGCAUUCAGCAGUACAAUAAUUUCUUGAGGGACUUGACAGAGAACACCAGUCCAGACAACCCAGAGUUCCAGCAGCUUUCAAGGGCGGUGAGUGCCGUCUCCGAGGUGGCCCAGCGCAUCCAGGACAACGCCCGCAGCCAUGAGAACCACCUGCAGCUGCAGAGGGUCCAGAAACUGCUCAAGGGCCGAAAGACCAGGCUGCUGGCUCCAGGUCGCUGGUAUAUCCGUGAAGGUUGGCUGAAAACAGUGCCCCCUAAAGGCACGGAGACCAAACCCAAGAUGUUUUUCCUCUUCUCAGACAUCUUGGUUCAGGCCAGACGGUGUAGUCCAAUGCACCCGACAAAUGGAGACAAGCUGGCCUGUCAGAGAGUCUACCCACUUAAGGAGUGCAUCGUGGACAAAGUGUUUGGCCACACCAAGAGCCAGGGAGGUCUCAUCAGUUUGACCUUCUCCAGAGCCAAGCUGCUCCUCAUGUCCACCGAUCAGGAGGACAUUAACGAUUGGUACCGCAGUCUUUGCCUGGCCAUCGGAAAGCUGAAAACGAAGAACACAGUAGUGCACAGGAGAGAGGAGCUCCUCCGACCGCCGCUCCGCGCAGCCACACACAGCCAGCAGAGUGCACCGGCCUCGUCCCAAAUCCACAGCAGGAAGAGGACUAUGGUGAGUGAACAGGGGACUGAGAGCAGCGUGAGCAACGAUAGACCUCCAGCAGGAGAGAGUGCAGGCAGCGCAUCCAAAAAGAUGAAACUCUCCGAGGCUCCUUCUGGAAGAUCCCAGGAAUCGUCCGGCUCGAGCUGCAUCAUUCUGUAAGACGAUGCAGAUGUUGAAUUCUCGGGCGUGACUGAGAGAACUGGUGGUACUGCUAGGAGACUGGUAUAAUCCAUAUACUAUAUUAGCUUCAUUUUUACUGAAAGAAUGCUAUCAGUUCAUAUUCGAGCAUUUUAAGAGUGAUUUUCUCUGAAAUGUUUUAUUUCUGUUCUUUCUACUCCUAAAUGCCAAAGAACAAAGUGUGUCUGUGUUCCUUAUUUACGAAUGCGUUUUAUUUGUCUUUUAUGUUGUGUGGUGCAUCAUGCAUAAUGCUGUCGACUGAAGAUGCUACAGGCACAAAUCUUUAAGUGCUGAACACAUUAAGCAGUGCUGCUUUUAUAUGUAUCAUAUAUUUUUACUCUGUAUCAUAUAGCUACUAAUAACCUACACUCCUGCAGUUAUUUAUAACAUCAUAACAUCAUGUAUUCUUAUUACUGGGGAAGAAAGAUGAUGUGCAAUAUAAAGUGGGUGCAUGAAGGGAUUUUACUAUCGAUUGUGUAUGGACAAGUUAUUGUACUGAUUGUGAAUCAUGGUGAUAUUAUAUAGUAUGUAAUCAUCAGCAUCUGCAAGCAAACACACUGAUUUCCACUGUGUGUUGUAUUACUGUAAUGUUUAUAAUGUGUUUCUUCAUAAUACUCCCUUCUUACCAGGUGUAUUAAUGUUACUGAAAGCUGUUACACUGGACAAUAGUUUAAUCGUUUCUAUAUGAAUCAGUCAAAUCCCUUUGA